Molecule: messenger RNA, 4001 nt
Organism: Astrephomene gubernaculifera
Lineage: Eukaryota; Viridiplantae; Chlorophyta; Chlorophyceae; Chlamydomonadales; Astrephomenaceae
Source: the annotation of a GenBank genome assembly
CCCCACCACCUCCCAGCCCCCCCACCCUCAAGCCCGCCCUCAGUGUGGGCCCAGUCAACAUCACCACUCCGCUGGGUUCCCAGGUCACCAUUGACGGCACGCGGGUCACCGUGGGCUGCAACAGCGCCUUCCUGGGGGCCUUCCGCUCGCACCUGCUGACACUGCUGCAGCUGGGACCUGAGUACCUGGACGCGCUGGCAUGCCGGGAUGCGGCUGCUGGGAGCUCAGAAGUCAGCGGCGGCAGUAGCAGCAGCAGUAGCAGCAGCAACAGUACCAGUACUAGCAGCAGCAGCAGCAGCAGCAGCAAUAGUACCAAAACUAGCAGCAGCAAACAGGCUACGUCAGCCGUAGAGCCAGCAGUGGUGGAGGAAGCUGUGGCGGCCGGGCGGCGCCGCUUGCAGCAGUCCUCCAAGGCCUGCAGCAGCCCCUCCCAGCAGCUCUACGUGCCGCUGCGCCUGCCGGACGGGGAGGACGCCAGUCUGUACGGACAGCGCAUUGUGGCGGCGCUCAGCCUGUGGGCCUUCCUGUCGGAUGCCUCCGCGCUGUCGGGCGGUGGCGGCGGCAGCGGCGGUGGCUCAGCGCUGCAGUUCUGCGUGCCGCCGUACACCGCUGCGACCGCAGCCGCCAGCAGCCCCCUGCAGUCUGACAGCAGCCCCCCGCCGCAACGGCAAUCCGCACUCGACGCCGCAUGCUCCGGACUCCCCGUCGGCACCCUGGUGACUCUCAACGGCAUCACCUACUCCUGCCCCCAACCGUCACAACCGCCGCCGCCACCCCAGCUGCAGCCCGCAGCAGCAGCCCCGGUGGUGGCGGCGGCUGCGGCAGCCGGCAGUGGCGGCUCGGGCGGGCCCAAGACCAUGUCGGUGGCUGCGGCUGGGGGCGGGGUGGGCGCGCUGAUAGGAGGGGCGGUGACGGCGGCCGUGAUGCUGAAGCGUCGGCGGCAGCAGCGCCGGCGGCGGCGGGAGGGGGGAUCAGCUAGCGGGGAGGAGGAGUCGGGAUCGACUGAGACGGAAUCCCUGGCUGGGGACGAUGCCAUCAGUGACAGCUGCCGCCCCUCCAAGCCCGCCACCCCCGCCACCAGCCGAGCACUCUCCACCACCGCCCCCUCCGCCACCGCCCAUGCAGCCCCCUGCAAACCCCCUGCCGCCACCGCUACUGCGGUGCGUCCCUCGCGCGACCCCUCCACACGCUCCGUCCUCUCAGCCGCGGUGGAAGUGCUCGGCUUGCCCUCCACCACCGGCCGCUCGGCCCUGUCCUUCCUCCUCCCCUCCGCGCUGUCCCGCCCCGCCUCCACCUCAGCUCACCAUAAAACCAAGACCGACAGCAGCAAGAAGAAGCGCCGGCUGGGCUGGCUGCCCCCGGGCGCAGUGGACGCCACCUCUGAGGGCACCCCCUCUCGGCGUUCCACGGAGGGGAAUACCCCGGCCGCCAGCACCGGCGGCGCCCCGCCCUGCACCACACAAGCGGGUGGUGAUGUUGCGGCUGCGGCCGCUGCGCCUACCGUGCCCACAAUUGCCAUCUUAACUGACCCACCAUCGCCGCCGGCGGGAGCAGCUCCUCCUCCUCCCGACCAUGCGGUGUCGGGCUCCCGCCCCACGACGCCCGCGCCGCAUCGGCAGCGGGGGCUGGAGAAAUCGCCUUCUGCUGCUGCUUCUUGCGCUGAUGUUGCUCCAGCCAAAUCGUCGCCAGCAUUGGACGGCAACCUAGAACCGCAACGGCAGCAACAGCACCAGGAGGGCAUGAUGACGGGCCGCGUCGGCAGUGCGGAUGAUGCACACACGGCGAGCCAUCAGGUGCCUGAGGCGGCCUGUGGGGCGGAACCGAAGCAGGAGGAGGGCGAGGAGAGCAACAUGCAGACGGCAGCAGCAGCGACCGAAGACAGCAGGGAGGCAGACGAGGAGCCGGAGCCGCAGGGCCCACGGGAGCGCAGCACAUGGCCGCAAGCCGCACGACCCAACUGGAUGGCCGUAAGCACCGCGGCAGGGACGGCUGCUGCCGCAACUGGGGCGGCGGACGAAGCGACAGCCGCGGCAGCAGCAGCAGCAUUCCCUGAGCGCUACAGCGAUCCAUGCGACCCACACAACUUCAUCCUGCGUCUGCCGCCGCUGCGGCUGCAACGCUCCACCGGCAUUGCGGGCAGCAGCCUGCGUGCCGGAGAUGCCGCGGCGGCCAGACGUCCGCGCGAGGCCGCUGUCAUCCUGGCGACGGAUGGGGAGUCGGAGUCCGACACGUCGUCGCCCUCCCACAGCCGGGUCCGCUUUGGCGGAGCCGCCCCUGCUGUGGUGCCGCUGCGGGCGCCGCCGGCGGCUCCCGUGCUGCAGGUCAAGCCGGCGGAGGCGCCUCCGGAGCCCAAGGUACGGCGGGUGCGACAGGCGUUGCAGCACGCCUCCUCCUUCAAGCCCAGCGCCCUGCCCGGGAACGCGGUGCUGAUGCUGCCGCAGCCGCAGCAGCCGCCGCCGGAGCAGCAGCAGCCCGGCUCGCCUUGCAGUAACAGGCCGGCGGAGACGUGGGUGCAGGGCAUGAGCCGCAUCGGCCGCAUGGCGCGGGAGGCCUUGCAGCAGAAACAACAACAACCGCAGCAGCAACAGCUGCAGCAGCGACAUCCGCAUGCUAAAGCCAGCAGGCAUGAACUCCCACACUUGGAGCCCAUUCUGCACAGGAUCCUGCACCCCUGGGGCGCAAGCAGCAGCACAGCCGCAUCUAGUACGGUGCCUGCCGCCCCGGUUGCCUCUAGCGGCACCCUGCUGACGGCAGGUGGGGCGCAGCCGGGUGAGGGGUCGCCGGCUUCGGGGGCAGCAGUGCCGGGGACCUCCGGAGCUGCGGAGGGGGCACGGCCCUGCUCCCCUACCGCUGCAACAAGCUUCUGGUCUAAGAGGUGGCGCAAAACUGUACACCCCAUGGAGGCUGCUGCUGCUGCGGCUGAAGGUGCGAGUGCAGCAGCAGCUGCGGAUGCCCAGCCGGAGCACGAGGCCGGGGCCGAGCCCGCCCGGCCCAGGUGGUUCGGGAAGAAGGCGGCGGGACAGCAUCAGGCGUCGGGCGCUACUGCCGCCGCCGCAGCGGCGGUCCUAGCGGCUGCGGGUGUCAGUGCCGCUGCUGCUGCUCGGCGUUCCUCCGGCGGCGGAGCGGAGGAGCUGUGGCAGCGCAUCCGCUCGCAUUCGUUUGCGGGUAUGACUGCCUGGGGCAGCAGGUCGGGCAGUGACACGGAGCGGCAGCGGCGGCGGAGGCGGAAGUCCUCGGGUGGGGGUGCGCUGGGGGGCGGUGGGGUUGGGGAUGGGAGUGAGUCCUCGGCUGCUGGCCUGCCUGGCAGGCUGAGGUGAGGCGGGGUGGGGUAAGGUGGGGUGAGGUGCGCAUGCGGUGCGAUGUGGGUGUGCGGGAGAGAAGGCCUGAGAGCCUUGGGCUGUGUUCAUGCCCCGAGCCGCUAAUCAGCGGUUGCAUUGAGGUUGGUUGUGCCCUAACCCCUGACGCUGCCGGCUGUUCUUGAUAAGCAGGCGGUCAAGCGAUGGAAGAAUUGCAGAGCAUUGUGUAUUGAGGCGCAGAGACCUCUAACUUGCUGCCUAGCGCUCAGUGCUCGAAACAAGUUCAUGAAGAUAUGACGUCGUCGUUGUUGUGGUUGUGUUUACUGUAUUUGAAGAGUGUCCACUAUCGAAGAUUUUAAGGAUGCCCAAUCCCAGGGCAUACCCCCCGAAAUGAAGUUGUUGCUGCUGGAUGCGCAAGUAUGCCACGCCCCAUUGGAUGCGACGAGAAUGUGCAUGGAUGAGCGACAUGCACCAUGUGGGCCGCACUCUUGGUGGCGAGUCAACCCCCCUACCUCCAUCACCUGAUGGCGCAUGGCAUUGCCAUGCAUCGCAUUCAUGUAUUCAUCUUGCAACCUAUGUCUCAUAUUGUGUGGUAUAAGGGGCUCAAAUGUCAAGUGGGGCUCAUAACUCGAAACUCGUCGAUUUUUGCGUUGACUAUAUCGCAGGUCAUACCAUGCACCUGCCCUUCUGUAACAUUGUCCGUCC